Messenger RNA from Eruca vesicaria subsp. sativa (arugula), 531 nucleotides. The record is from the annotation of a GenBank genome assembly. NCBI's taxonomy places the organism in Eukaryota, Viridiplantae, Streptophyta, Magnoliopsida, Brassicales, Brassicaceae.
AUGAGCUCAUCUGAUUCUUCGUCGACGGUUUCUUGUUCUCACACAGGAAGACAGACCGUUGGCAUCCCCACUCGUUGUUGGUGUGGAUCAAAGCUGACUAUAUUCGGCGCUUCAACGAAGGAGAAUCUUUUCCGCAGGUUUCAUUGUUGUGGAAUCGGCGUCAAGAGGAAAACAGAGCAGCACUUGUUCAAAUGGGUUGACGAGGCCAUUGUUGACAAGAUUAGCAUUGUGGAUGCUAAACAUUGUCACCUAAAGGCAGAUGUGGACUCUUUUAAGAGUUACACAACACAAACUUUGGAAAAGCAGGCAAAGCACCUUGAUGAUGCCCUCAUACAAAUCAAAAGGCUCCUGGAUGACCAAACUGCUCGAUCUGGGACUAACAACAACUCAAUUUCGGGCACAGAUGAUACUUUGACGGCAAAAAACCUCGCCCCCUCUGGAAUGAAGCCAAAGUCACCAGUGAUCACCAUAGCAGCUGCAGCAAUCGCACUAGGAACAAUGGCAUGGCUGUACACCAAGCUCAGUACCUAA